AUGCUUCAAAAUGCUGCAGAGCAAAGAGCUAUUCGAAAGCGACGACCGCAAGAGACACGAGGCUCAGAAGUUUUGUUCGCGAGAGCAGUAGAAGCAGCUGAGACGGUGAAGAUCGACACGAAAGGUCUGAAGGAGAUCGAGAUGAGAGCACUCAUGGAGGUCAUGACCUACCGGUAUGCCAAGAGCGAAGAAGAAUUCAAGAAGACCAUCGUGCAGACCCGAGCUUCCUGCAAGGCCAAAUUGCCUUUUGGAAAUGGAGUGCUCACGAUGACAUACACGGUGAACACUCAAAUGCUCCAGCUACAGACUGGAGCGGCCUAUCUCGACCGUGCCGAGACCACCGUGGAAGCCGUGCUCAUGCAUUACAAGGACCUGCUCAAGGAGAACAAGGUGACGCCGAUGCUGGAGGGAACCGGCGAGUGGGGGGUUCGAUCCUGUUACUUUGAAGAGAAGAUCGAGGAGGGCCAGCCGACCUCUGAGAAAGGAUAUGAGCCGUCAGUGGUGAGGGCAAUGACCCCUACGGAUGUCGAGUUUUGUGCCGCAGUGGCUGAAUUAUGUCACGAGGGCGCUCGGAAGCUUCACAGCUAUCCUGGCUGGAGGCAGAAGUACCUCCAAAUGAUGCUCCGUGAAUUUGGAGCAGAGCCAGAGAUGGUGAUGGAACUUAGUGGCCUGACUGAACAGUACCAUCUGGCCACAGAUGAUCAGGAUUGGUCGGCUUCGGAGCUGCAGAACUCGGUGCAGACCACUGAUGCUGGAGACAUGGAGCCCAAGCCCAUGGGCAAGAAAGAAGGCUUGAGCUUUGCGGUGAAGCAGGGGCAGCAGAUAACUUUGAUAAUCAGGGACAAGAGUCUUGCAGAAGAAGAUGCUUCCUUCUUUUCUUGGCGCCAAUGGAAGUUUGCGUUUCAGAUUUGGUGUGGGAAUGUCGUGCACAAAUGGCGUAGCAGCAGAAGUGUUUUCACCUCCUAUUUGCGUCCAUCUGGAAAUCUACUCCGGGAUGGUUGUGUUGCCUUAGAUUCUCCUGGAUUUCAAGUGGGUGGUGCAGGUGGUGUAGUUGAAGAAGUGAGCUGGCACAAUGAGCUGGUUUGGGUGUAUGACUUCUACCCAUACCAGCAGACCUUGUCGCACCAUGAUCUUGAACCGCUGCCCAAUGGAAAUGUACUCGUUCUGGUUUGGGAGCGCAAGACUAAGCAGCAAGCCACAGACGCUGGCCGCGGAUCAGAUCUGAUGCCUGACAACGAAGUUUGGAAUAAUCUUGUCCUUGAGCUUCGGCCAGAAGGCACUACUGCUACGGUUGUUUGGCAGUGGUCCAUGUGGGAUCACAUAGUUCAAGAUUUGAGUGAGAAAUUGCCAAACUUUGGUGGAAUUGGAGCGCAUCCUGAGCUUUUUGAUAUCAACUUCUGUCCUGUUGGCGGGAUACACGCCCAACGAAACCGGAAAUUGGCCACGAAAGGUCAAGGCAAAGGGACGCAGGAUCCAUCGGGCCUAGCAUUGUGGGACAGGGCAGGCGGCCAAACAGGGGAGAAAGAUUGGCUUCACAUCAAUUGCGUCUCUUAUGACGAAGCUCGGGAUCUCAUUGUGCUUUGCAUCAAUGUUUCCUCUGAGUUUAUUGUCAUUGAUCAUGGCACCACAGUCCAUGAAGCUCGAGGACACACGGGUGGAACACGUGGAAAGGGCGGAGAUAUCUUAUAUCGGUUUGGCAACCCAGUUGCGUGCCGGAGAGGCACGCUUCAGGACCAAGUUCUAUUUUGCCCACACAGUGCUACCUUUGUAAAAGUUGCAGCCGGGACGUGCAAUGUCCUGGUGUUCAACAAUGGUCGUGCACCUGAUCGUUUGUUCUCAACAGUAGACGAGUAUGAACUUCCUUUCAAUCCAGCGGGCAGCUUCUAUGACACUGUGGCAAAGCCAAAGGCUAUUUGGAGCUUCGGCCCACAACAGGGCAAGCUAGGCAGCUUCUACUGCACUUAUAUCUCUGGGGCUCAGCGGCUGCCCAAUGGCAAUACAUUGGUUACGAUGGGGCCACAAGGAAUCAUUUUCGAGGUCAACCCUCAGGGUGAAGAAGUUUGGCGCUACAUCAAUCCAGUCCGAGAGUGCGAAGGUGCCGCCUUCGAAGAUGCAUUAGCAUUCUGUGAGCCCCUGCUCGAUUCGGAAGAGCCAGCCGCCAAACGAGGCUUGUCCAACCUCAUUGCACCGCCCGGUGAGCUUGAAGGCCUUGAAGAUGACGAGGAGUUUUGCCUUGUCAAGAGGAUUCUUGGAAAGGCGCUUGCAGAAGUUUUCACCAAUGCGCAGCAACGCCUGGCCAAAGCAAUGGGGAACUUUUGCAAGGUCAAUGCAGUGGAUCACGCUGGGCCCUUGGACAGAGAACGGGGCCAUGGCGGCGUUCUCCCCUGGCUCUUUCGUUGCUUGGUGCUUCGUCGUGGUUGCCUGGUCCCUGCCCCUAUGCGGCUCCCGGCCGGGAACCGGGUUGAAGGCAAGCCGCCCUGGCAGCUUGCCGUGCUGAGCUGUUCCCUCCUGCACUGCCUACCCUUGCGCCUUCGAUGCUGGUCCAUUGGCGACGGCGGCGAGCCUGCUGGGUACCUCCCGGCCUGGCGCCGACGCCUAUGGCGAAGAUGCGGCUACUUAGGCGUACGGGUGGGCGAAGCUACACAUCCGGGGCCCCCUCAACCUGGCACACCGCUGGGGGGAGAGCGCCCUCGACGCAUGGACGUCGCUGGAAGCCCGCGGGCCAGCACGACAGGCCACCGCACGAGUGUUCUGCCCCGUGCCUGCUUGCCCAUGCUCCGAUCCAUCUACUGCGCGAGCUUCCGGCGGGGGAGUGCUGGCGGGCCCACUGGCUUGCGGGGUGAACAUUUGCGUGAGGCUUUGGACAGCGCGCGCGGGGAUGAGGCCCCUGCUGAACUGGCCCCGCGCUUUGCAGGGGCCACUCUACACGCGCUGCCCAAACAUGGCAACGAUGUGCGGCCGAUUGCUGUGGGUGAGACUUUGCGGCGUUUGGUGGCCAAAUGCUUGUGCGCGCAGGUCAAGUCUGAGGCUCGGGGUUGGCUGUCCCCGUUGCAAGUCGGCGUGGCCGUGCCUUUAGGGGCAGAAGCAGCCAUCCAUUCUUCCCGGCAUUGGUUUCACACCAACCGUGGCCAUCCUGACAAGGUCUUCCUCAAGUUGGAUUUUGUCAACGCCUUUAACACUGUGGACCGGGCAGCCCUGCUCCGUGAAGUGCGGCUCCGGGUGCCCGCCGCGGCUGCAUGGGCCGAAUGGUGCUACAGCCACCGUUCCCAGCUUCUGUUUCAAGGAGAGCACAUAGCGUCAGAAGCCGGGGUACAACAAGGAGACCCUCUUGGGCUGUUGUUUUUUGCUUUGGCUCUGCAACCUGCAUUGCUUGCAGCGGGCCGCUCCCACCUCGACCUGUGCUUCGCCUACUUGGAUGAUGUUUGCUCGGCUGGGGCGUCAAAGCCGCCCUCGGCCGGCUUGCCAACACAGCUCGCCAGGUUGCAGCAAACCUUGGCUCUGACGCUGCAAAGGGAGAAUGCGAGGGCGGUCCUGCGUCGGGCUGGGGCUGGCCUUGCAGAUGCGUUCAACUGGGAGUUGCACCUACUGCAAGAUGACCCUGUUGCUGGCUGUGAGAUGAUUGAGAUUUUGACGGGGUGGUAUGGUGUGGAAAGAUUUCGGCGUUAUGCGCGCUCGAAGGGCAUGGAGCCCCCUGACGCCAGCGACACAGAUACAGCGUCCAUGAGUUGCAGUGCAGACUUCCGUCAGGCCAUGAGGUUUUAA
Messenger RNA from Durusdinium trenchii, 3762 nucleotides. The record is from the annotation of a GenBank genome assembly. Lineage: Eukaryota; Dinophyceae; Suessiales; Symbiodiniaceae.